CAACAACUCUAUAAAAGCCAAUGAAAAUUCUUACAAUUCUUAGAAGAAACCAGAAACCAACCUCAAACAUCAGCUAAUCUAUUCUUCGUUAAAAAUGUCUAUUGUCUAUUUACUAUUAUUCAUUAUAAUAUUGUUUAUUAUUCCAAAUCUCAAUUGUAUUACUACGGAAUAUUCAUUACCAUUAAAUAAAUAUGAUGAAUAUCAUAUUCAAUGGUCUGUAAAUUAUGAUAAUAAUGAAGUCAAAUGGUUACAAUUUAAUGUUUGUUAUAAUCUGAAUACUCAUAAUCAUAGAGAAUGGGAACAUUUGAAAUUUUUCGGUAUUGGAUUUGGUAAAACAGAUGAAUUAGUCAAUUUAGAUAUGUAUCUUUUAUAUUUUCCAUUAUAUAUGAAUGAAACAACAAGUAGUCGUAAAGAUAGUUAUUUAUAUAUGGAGGCAUAUACUGAUGAAAAUUCAAUGUUACAUAUUAGAGAUUCUAUAGAAAGUAAAUUGUAUACAGUUGAAUUACCGAACUUACGAAAACUAAAUAAUAACAAUAAUGAUGAACAAUUAAUUUGCUUUAAUUUUGGAAGAAUGGCAACUUCCUGUCGUGAAAAUGGUUACAGUAUCAAUAAUCAAACAACUCAUCUAUUCUUAUUCCAUAGUAUAUAUGAUCAUUUCAAUAGACAUGAUGUAAUUUAUCAAAUGUGGUUACAUCGAAUGGGAUUGGCUUCAAUGAUUUCAUUGAACAAUUUAGAAAUGAGACGUAUUCCACACAAGAAGAUUUUAUUACAAUUAAUUAAAGGGUCAUUAUACACUGAUUUGAAAAUAACUGAAGAUAUUAAAAUAUUCUCAAUUCAUGUUCAUAAAGUUGAAAUACCUGCAGUGGAAACAACGUACUGGUGCAAAACUAUUGAAUUGCCCUAUUUCUCAGAACUACAGCACAUAGUCAGGUAUGAAAAUGACAUACCAGAAGCAAGUCAAGGACUUAUUCAUCAUAUGGAAAUUUUUCGUUGUCCUGGACAUAUUAAACGUUACUAUGAUGCACCAUGUAAUUCAGAAACAAAACCAGAAGAUUUGAAAGAAUGUAGAGAAGUAAUAGCAGCUUGGGCAAUGGGAUCAACAGGAUUAACUUUUCCAGAAGAAGCUGGGAUUCCUAUCGGGGGUUUACGUGGCAAAGAAUAUGCAGUAAUCGAGAUACAUUAUAAUAAUCCUAAAAUUAUAUCAGGUAUCAUAGAUAAUAGCGGAUUUCGUUUAUACAUAACCAAUCAGUUAAGAAAGUAUGAUGUUGGCAUAAUGGAACUUGGAUUAGUCUACACACCGAACAAUUUCAUUCCAUAUAACCAGUCAAAAUUUAUUCUUGCUGGAUAUUGUGAUUCUCAAUGUACUGAUAUAGCUUUACCGAAACCGAAUGGAAUAUAUGUUUUUGCAUCACAAUUACAUACACAUUUAACAGGGAUAAAAGUUGUUACAUAUCAUAUAAGAAAUGGAACACGAUUACCGGAUCUUAACAGAGAUAAUUACUAUUCACCUCAUUUUCAAGAAAUACGUCAACUUGAUCAACAAAUACAAAUAAAACCAGGUGAUACUUUAAUUACAACUUGUACUUAUGAUACAAGUCAAAAGAAUCAAGUGAUUUUUGGUGGAAUAGGAAUAAACAAUGAAAUGUGUGUCAAUUAUGUAUUUUAUUAUCCAAAAAUUGAUUUGGAACUAUGUAAAUCGGAAGUCUCUAUUGAAUCAUUAAAUAUAUUCUUGAAUUCAUUGGAUGAAAAUGAACAUCAACAGAAUUAUAAUAGUUUAGUGAAUAGAGUAAAUAAUAUUACAUGGAAACAAAAGAAUGUAGAUCAGCUGAAGAGAUUUUAUGAAAAUGCACCUAUUGAAAUGCAUUGUAACAGUUCAAGUGGAACUCGUAUAAAGAAUUCUAAAAUCUAUCGGUUUCCUGAAAUAAUACCAUUCGAUGACCAGGAUGAUUCAUAUAACGAAGACUGUUCAAGUAAUGACGAAAAUGUUGACUGGUUCAUUUGAGAACAUUAAUAGUAAAAUAAAUGAAGUGACUAUGAAGAUCAAAUUGAAACUACUUUCUACAUGAAAGAAACACAACUGUAAUUGAUUUUAAAUAAAUAUUUG
Schistosoma guineensis is the source of this 2104-nucleotide messenger RNA. The record is from the annotation of a GenBank genome assembly. NCBI's taxonomy places the organism in Eukaryota, Metazoa, Platyhelminthes, Trematoda, Strigeidida, Schistosomatidae.